Messenger RNA from Colletotrichum abscissum, 774 nucleotides. RefSeq names its product eukaryotic initiation factor 4E. The record is from RefSeq and is a predicted model, not a curated record. Gene Ontology annotation, molecular function: translation initiation factor activity; RNA 7-methylguanosine cap binding. Gene Ontology annotation, cellular component: cytoplasm; eukaryotic translation initiation factor 4F complex. NCBI's taxonomy places the organism in Eukaryota, Fungi, Ascomycota, Sordariomycetes, Glomerellales, Glomerellaceae. Bases 1 to 774 code for a protein of 257 amino acids. The transcript is spliced from 3 exons. Gene Ontology annotation, biological process: translational initiation.
AUGGCGACUUCUGUGCAAACACCCACGAACCCCGACCAGCAGGUCGACCUCUCCACCAUUCCCAUCUCCCCCGAGGGCGGUGAGAAGAGCGAGACCAAGGAGAACGACUCGGAGAAGCCCGUUACUGUUUUCCACGACAAGGAGAACUUCAACGUCAAGCACCCUCUGCAGAACAAGUGGACUCUCUGGUUCACCAAGCCACCCAGCGGAAAGGGCGACAACUGGAAUGACCUUCUGAAGGAGGUCAUCACCUUCAACUCAGUCGAGGAGUUUUGGGGUGUCUAUAACAACAUCGCCCCUGUCUCCGAGCUUGCCCUCAAGUCCGACUACCAUCUCUUCAAGGCCGGCGUCCGCCCCGAGUGGGAGGAUGCCCAGAACAAGCACGGCGGCAAGUGGUCCUACCAGUUCAAGGAGAAGCGCAGCAUCCCCAUCGACGAUCUCUGGCUUCACGUCAUGUUGGCCGCUAUUGGCGAGACCCUCGAGGCUGAAGACGACGGAGAGGUCAUGGGUGUUGUCGUCAACGUCCGCAAGGCUUUCUUCCGUAUUGGUGUCUGGACCCGUACCAUUGGCAAGAGCAUUCCUGGCCGUGGUGACGGAGACGUGGCUGGUGGCAAGGGACGUUCGCAGGAUAAGGGCCGUGACAUCCUCCUGAACAUUGGCAAGCGCUUCAAGGACAUCCUGAACCUCCCCGCCAACGAGGUUGUCGAGUUCUCCGGCCACACGGACAGCGCACACAGCGGAAGCAGCCGUGCAAAGGCCAAGCACACUGUCUAA